AUGAGUGGAGAUAAUUUGACGGAUGAGGUCAGUAAAGAGAGAGCUGUGUUGGGGGAUGUGACCAAUACGCUAGCGGUGCAUUUGGAAUCUCGCAAGAGAAUGCUUCUUCUGUUACAGCGAAUAAUGCACCAAAAGUUAAGGAGGGGAUUCAGUGACCAAAAGUUGUUUGGGAGUUAUGAUGCUUCAAGGGACAGCUGUAUUUCUAGGGGCACAUUGCCCACGUGUUCUGAAGGAAAUUCUCAAGAUGGAGAUGAUAAAGAGGUUAUAGGGAGCAAUCCAGGUCUUAAGGGAUUAGUUAGUCAAGUUUUUGAUAGUGAAAAUAAGGAUAUUGGUUUUGGUAGAUUUGCUGCAAACAAAUAUGGAUCUGUUGAGUGGUCAAGGUUGCAAAAUGCACAGGAUUCUAAAUCAUUUGAAUUAGAAAAGUGCACAGGCCUAAGGGGCAAUGCUUGUGUAAAUUUGGAGGCAGCGGAUGAUUUGCUGAAAGCAUGUUCAUUCUGUUUGAAAGCUGCUUAUAUCUGGUCGGACCUCCGUUAUCAGGACAUCAAAGGUCGCAUAUCUGUGGUGAAAAGAAGAAAGAAAGAAACAAGCAUCUUGGUUUCAAAGAUGGGGAGAGGAAAGCAGAGUGACAUUCAUCAUGGUCAAGGGAGCUCCAAAAGUUCAACAAAUCUAGUGUCUGACCUUACAAAUCAGCGGAGAUCACUUUUCUUGUAUUUGAAACCAAAGUAUUGUGGAGAAAAUUCGAGGAACUUGUUUUGUGUACUGUUAACUACCUGUGGUCAGUCCAAAAUGUUUGAGAGGCAUCAAAGAUUUCGAUUUCAUGAAUUAUUUUACUUAGUUUAUAAUCUCAAAUGUGAUGAAUACUUUCUGUCUUUUCUACAGCACGCUAAUUUCAACAUGCUAAAAGAUAAGAGAGAAAACUGCAAGAUGGAUUUGGAGACGGCAACCAGUAUACCACCGGAAAGGCUAUAG
This is a messenger RNA of Tripterygium wilfordii, 969 nucleotides long. RefSeq lists its product as uncharacterized. NCBI's taxonomy places the organism in Eukaryota, Viridiplantae, Streptophyta, Magnoliopsida, Celastrales, Celastraceae. The transcript has 7 exons. The record is from RefSeq and is a predicted model, not a curated record. The coding region runs from base 1 to 969 and encodes 322 amino acids.